Messenger RNA from Linum trigynum, 2627 nucleotides. NCBI's taxonomy places the organism in Eukaryota, Viridiplantae, Streptophyta, Magnoliopsida, Malpighiales, Linaceae. The record is from the annotation of a GenBank genome assembly.
ACCAAACUAUAAAUGAUAACAAUAAAAUAGAAAUAUUUGAUAUAAACUUAAAAAAACCCAAAAACCACCAAUAGAAGCAAAUUUUCGGUUCAACCAUGGCUAAACCUAACCAAAUUUUCGGUUUCACCAUGGCCAAACCGAAAUAAAGCUUCGGUGCCACCGUGGACCAACCAAAAAAAAAUUUCGUUUCACCCAUGGCACAAACGUAGCAGAUUUUCGGUUCAUCCAUGGCUCAACCGAAUGUGAUUUUUGAUUGGUCCAUGGUUCAACCGAAACCAAAUUUCGGUUGGACCAUGGACCAACCGAAAAUCACAUUCGGUUGGGUUUUUUUUUUUUUUUAAAAAAACGAGAUUUUUACCUCGUCGGAGUCGCUACUCAUUGUUCGGACGUAUGCUCGACGAUUUCGGCUUCCAAAUGUCGAUGAUGAAUUCGAGAGUGUGGGAGAAUGAGUGUUUUUUGUUUUCUAAGUGAAUGUGGUGUUUGUUUGCUAAAGGAAAGGUAAAGAUGUCAAAAGGUUAAAAGUGUAACUUUGUUGUUUUUUAGGACGAUCAUUAGUAAUUGUUAGGACGACCUUUAUCAAUUCCCUUUAAUAACACUACUAGAAAUUUCAAACUUCAACGAGAUUAUCAUGUGUUUCAUUCUUUCAGAUAAGACGAUUAUGUACUGAUAAAUCUGUUUAGUUGAAAUUAAUCGUCAGUAGUCAAUGAUCAACGCAUUAUUUAAAAAGUUUAUCAGCCACGCCAUUGAAAAUGUAACAAAAGAAUAAAAAAUCCAAAUCCUCCUCCCCUGCCUCCCUCAGCAAGAUUGAACCUAAAAAAGCCCUAACCCGAAAACAAAUCAAAUCCCCCCCUCCCUCUCCGCGGCAUUCCCUCUCUCCCAACGGACACUGCCACCGCGACGGCGAAUUCCCAGCGCAAAGAAUCAACAGAGCGGACAAGAUCGUCCCAAAAUCCCUAGCAAUGGCAGAUUCCAAAGUUCAAGAAAUUUUGGAGAAGCAAGUACUGUCAGUAGUCAAGGCCGUGGAGGACCAGCUCGACGAUGAGAUCGCGGCGCUCGAUAAGCUUGACGAAGACGAUCUGGAGGUGCUGAGGGAGAGGAGGUUGCAGCAGAUGAAGAAAAUGGCCGAGAAGCGUAGGCGCUGGAUCUCUCUAGGUCAUGGUGAGUACACCGAGAUCCACGCCGAGAAGGAAUUCUUCUCCGUCGUCAAAGCCAGCGAUCGCGUUGUUUGCCAUUUCUAUCGCGAGAAUUGGCCUUGCAAGGUAAUGGACAAGCAUCUCGGUGAGCUUGCGAAGCAGCACAUAGAGACACGAUUUGUGAAGAUUCAGGCAGAGAAAAGCCCCUUCUUGGCUGAUAAACUCAAGAUUGUUGUUCUUCCUACCCUUGCCCUCAUAAAGAAAGCCAAAGUUGAUGAUUACGUGGUUGGUUUUGAUCAGCUGGGUGGAACUGAUGAUUUUACCACGGAUGUUUUGGAGGAGAGGCUGGCUAAAGCUCAAGUCAUCUUCUACGAAGGCGAAUCUUCAAUGCCGAAGUCUACAAAUCAAACAAAGAGGAGCGUUAGACAGAGUGAGACGCAUGACUCAUCAGACUCGGAAUGAGAGAGAACCCCCUUUUCUGGGUCUCCUCUGGAAUUUGGUAUGCCAGUGAUGGUGAUAUCGAGUCCAACUUGUAGGAGAGUUAAGAGUUGUGUCGUUAUGUGUUCUUACACUUUUGUUUUUCUAAUAUGUUUUGGUGGGUACUGUCAAUUCUCAACGACUAAUGGUCUAGUGGCUGAGGAAUUGUACAGAGGGGUUCAAAUCGAGUUGGUCUCUUAUGUUGUGCCUUGUGCGUUAUUAUGUUUAAAGAUGGAAGCUUGAGUUGCUAUAUGUGUUUCAAUUUUGAUAGAAAGGAGAUGGGUUUUGGAUAGAUGUCCCAAUAGGAGAAGCCAUUGAAACGUGAAGGAACACUGAUCUGGUCUCUCAGAUGCCCGCUUACGGUCGAGUUUCUUUCCCUCUCAAAACCAUCCCUUUGCUCUGGCAGGGAUGGAAAUUGUUACGUAUGCAUGCUCGGGGUGGCAAUACUACUGUGGUUUUGCUGUUAAACGGCCAAUCGCACUGAAAUCAUGUGUUUUUGUGGUUAAUCGCAAAUCGAAUAAGAAGGCCCUUAUCUGGUUGCGGUUAGUAAUAUUGAUUGUUUUGAGUUUAUUGGUUUAACUGCAAUCAGUAAGAACUAAUCGUGUGGUUUGUGAUUAACCUGGGGCUGGAAUAAGAACUUCGGAGGUCCUUCUGGCAUGUACAAGGUUGUCAACCCGCGGGUCGACCUGCGGUUUGACCCACUUUUGAUGAGGCCAAAAGUAGCUCUCGUGAUCAGAGUUAGCGGAUUAAGCCCUUGCUUCAAUAAGAAGACUCGAACAAGAAGAACUUUGGUCUGAAUUAGAUGGAAAUCUCGUGCAACCAUCACGCGGGAAGGAGGCUUGAAGAUUAUCGUCGAGGCUUGGCCACGAUCAGGAUGGCAGCUGAUCGAUACAAACAAUCCAAACAACCCAGAACACGCUCUAGGAAGUUCUCAAACUCAAGCUCAAAACCGGCUAGGGUUUGUACUUUAAUUGCAACUCGAAAACUGGGUUUUUACAAUGAAAGAACAAGCUUAAA